CAACAAAAUUUUGUAUUAGUAAAUAAUCAGCAAAAUCAACUGAUAGCAUUACCUGUAGGAUUUGCACAACCAGAAUUUCAUGGUGAUAAUAAAGAUCAUGAAGAUUUCGUAGAUAGAGAAUUUGACAAUAAAAAUUGGGAGUUAGGAAAUGUACUUGAUAACUCUGGUAUAGGUGCAACAAUAGCACAUAUUCGUGGUGCUAAUGCAGGAGGUAUAACGGGUGCAGUCGCUUCUUUUCCAAAUGUUCUACUUGGACUUACAGCAGGAGAACGCCCAACUAAUGCAGUACUAGUUGCACCAAAUACUGGAGGAGGUAUUCCUAUUAUUCUAGCAGGAAUACGAUCUGGACAAAGGCUUUGGUGGAUAAAAAAAUAUUAUCCAACUGCUAAUAAAUAUGUAAAGAUGUUAGAAAUUAGAGCAUUAAGACAAGGCAUAUAUGAGAGUGUAUCUUCAUUCUGGGCAAAAAUUCAGAAAUAUAGCGAUCAACUCGGUUAUACUCCAGCACAGAAGAAAACCUAUUUCUUAUCUAGAAUUAGACCUGAUAUUAGAGAUGAAAUUUAUAGAAUUGGUCAAACAAAACCCAUUAACGAUAUUAUUGAUAGUUUGGAAGAACUUGAAUUACGUCAUAGAAUAUUACAACAGGCACCAUCUCAACCUCACCAUGCACCUAUUGCUCCUGCUAUUCCAGAUUUUUAUCCUAUAAUAUCAGAAAAAUCUCGGCAAGCAUUUUACAUAGUAGAUCAAGAAGGUAAUAAUAUAGAUCUACUUACCUAUCCAGAUUAUCUUAAAUACCUCAAGCAAGCAAAAGCCUUAUUUAAAAAACUACAAAGAUCCAACCAAUCUGUCAGAAUGGAUAUAAUAGAAGAAGGGUUUAAUGAAACUUGA
This is a messenger RNA of Racocetra persica, 885 nucleotides long. The record is from the annotation of a GenBank genome assembly. NCBI's taxonomy places the organism in Eukaryota, Fungi, Glomeromycota, Glomeromycetes, Diversisporales, Gigasporaceae.